Messenger RNA from Capronia coronata CBS 617.96, 1671 nucleotides. RefSeq lists its product as uncharacterized. The transcript has 4 exons. The record is from RefSeq and is a predicted model, not a curated record. Bases 1 to 1671 code for a protein of 556 amino acids. Gene Ontology annotation, molecular function: oxidoreductase activity. Gene Ontology annotation, biological process: carotenoid biosynthetic process. NCBI's taxonomy places the organism in Eukaryota, Fungi, Ascomycota, Eurotiomycetes, Chaetothyriales, Herpotrichiellaceae.
AUGAGCAAGCCGAAAAGCGUGGUGAUCAUAGGCGCCGGCGCUGGUGGCAUCGCGAGUGCAGCGCGACUUGCCAAAGCAGGCUUCCGAGUAACAGUGCUGGAGAAGAACGACUUCACCGGCGGUCGAUGCAGCCUGAUUCACGAUGACGGGUAUCGAUUCGACCAAGGUCCCUCGCUACUCCUGCUUCCCGAUCUCUUUCGAGAAACCUUUGCCGACCUAGACACGUCCCUCGAAGCGGAAGGAGUGGAAUUGUUCAAGUGUGAGCCAAACUACAAUGUCUGGUUCCGCGAUGGCGAGUGCAUCGAGCUCUCCACCGACACGGCGAAGAUGAAGAAGACGAUCGAGCGCUGGGAAGGCAAGGAUGGUUUCGAGCGAUACCUGGCUUGGAUGCGAGAGGCGCAUGUCCACUACGAGGCCAGCGUGGUCAACGUCCUCAGGAAGAACUUCUCGAACAUGCUUGCCAUGGUCAGGCCGAGCUUCUUGCCCUACCUGCUGGCCCUUCAUCCGUUUGACAGCAUAUGGAAUCGGGCAGCACAAUACUUUAAGACCGAGAGAAUGCGACGAGCGUUCACUUUCGGAAGCAUGUACAUGGGUAUGAGCCCGUUCGAGGCUCCCGGCACGUAUAGUCUUCUUCAAUAUACGGAACUGGCUGAAGGGAUAUGGUAUCCGAAGGGUGGAUUCCACAGAGUCCUCGAUGCGCUAGUCAAAGUUGGCGAGCGACUCGGUGUUGAAUACAGACUCUCGACCUCCGUGUCACAGGUCAACAUGGACAGAUAUUCGAAGCGGGCUUCUGGUGUGACGCUGGCCACCGGGGAGAUCAUCAAUGCCGACAUUGUUCUUGUCAAUGCGGAUCUCGUCUACGCCUACAACGAGUUAUUGCCUCCCUCCUCGGCGGCCUCCUCGCUGUCAAAGAAGCCGGCUUCGUGCUCAAGCAUUUCCUUCUAUUGGUCCAUGGACAAGGUCAUUCCUGAGCUCCAGACGCAUAAUGUCUUCUUGGCAGAAGACUAUCAGGACAGUUUCGACGACAUCUUCAAGCGGCAGCAGAUCCCGAAGGAACCUUCCUUCUACGUCAACGUACCCUCGCGCGUGGACCCAAGCGCGGCGCCCGCCGGUCAUGACGGUGUAGUUGUUCUCGUCCCAUGUGGUCAUUUGCUGGAGGGGAAGGCCGACCGAGGCCUGGAUCCCCAGAAUGCUCAGGACUGGGAGGCCAUGAUAUCCAAGGCCCGAACCGCCGUCUUCGAGACAGUACGCCUGCGCACAGGGGCAGACCUCGAAUCGCAUGUGAUCCACGAGAUCAUCAACACGCCAGCGUCGUGGAAGGAGAGUUUCAAUCUGGACAAAGGAGCGAUCCUGGGACUAAGCCACUCUUUCUUCAAUGUUCUCAGCUUCAGACCCGGCACGAAACACGCUGAUCUACAAAAUCUGUACUUUGUUGGAGCCAGCACCCAUCCAGGAACCGGUGUGCCUAUCGUGCUUGUCGGCAGUAAACUUACCACGGGGCAAAUCCUCGAUGAUCUGGGCAUCAGCAAACCGUGGUCCGAGGGCGGUCAUCAGCGCAGAAUAGUCAGUGAUCUGGACCGUUGGGGAAAGACGCCUAUAGACCUUGCCCGGGGGUUUUAUCUGCUGGCCCUGGUCCUGGCGGUGGUAUUGUCUUUGAUCUUCCUCCGAUAG